AUGGAGUUUCUGAGCGAGAAGUUUGCCCUCAAGACCGCGCCGAGCAAGAACAGUGAUUUCUACAUGGGCGCGGGGGGCGCGUUGGAGCACGUUAUGGAGACCCUGGACAAUGAGUCCUUUUACGCCAAGGCGGCACCGGGCAAAUGCGUGCAGGCCUUUGGGCCGCCGCCCCGCGCCGAGCAGCACGUGCGCCUCGACAGGACCUCGCCCUGCCAGGACAGCGGCAGCGUGAACUAUGGGCUGACAAAAGUAGAGGGAGGACAAGCUCUGCACUCGGAACUCAACCGUGCCCUGGACAGCUGCAACAGCCUGGGCAUGUCCCCAGUGAAAGGAAUGCCCGAGAAAGAACUGGAUGAAUUAGGAGAUAAAUGCGACAGCAAUGUGUCCAGCAGCAAGAAGCGGAGACACAGAACCACCUUUACCAGCCUGCAGCUAGAGGAGCUGGAGAAAGUCUUUCAAAAAACCCAUUACCCUGAUGUGUAUGUCAGAGAACAGCUGGCUCUGAGGACAGAACUCACCGAAGCCAGGGUUCAGGUUUGGUUUCAAAAUCGAAGGGCCAAGUGGAGAAAAAGAGAACGUUAUGGCCAAAUCCAACAAGCUAAAAGCCAUUUUGCUGCCACUUAUGAUAUAUCAGUUUUACCCAGGACUGAUGGCUAUACACAGAUUCAAAACAAUUUGUGGGCAGGAAAUGCAAGCAGCGGUUCUGUGGUUACUUCAUGCAUGUUACCACGUGACACGUCCUCCUGUAUGACACCUUAUUCUCACUCGUCUCGGACAGACUCCAGUUACACGGGCUUUUCCAACCACCAGAACCAGUUCAGCCACGUGCCCCUCAACAAUUUCUUUACUGACUCUCUUCUAACGGGGGCCACCAAUGGACACGCGUUUGAAACAAAGCCCGAGUUCGAAAGAAGGUCUUCCAGUAUUGCUGUUCUUCGAAUGAAAGCCAAGGAGCACACUGCCAAUAUUUCCUGGGCUAUGUAA
This is a messenger RNA of Suncus etruscus (white-toothed pygmy shrew), 984 nucleotides long. It is a transcript of the gene ALX1, whose product is annotated as ALX homeobox 1. Gene Ontology annotation, biological process: positive regulation of transcription by RNA polymerase II; embryonic skeletal system morphogenesis; negative regulation of DNA-templated transcription. The record is from RefSeq and is a predicted model, not a curated record. The transcript is spliced from 4 exons. Bases 1 to 984 code for a protein of 327 amino acids. Gene Ontology annotation, molecular function: DNA-binding transcription activator activity, RNA polymerase II-specific; RNA polymerase II transcription regulatory region sequence-specific DNA binding. Lineage: Eukaryota; Metazoa; Chordata; Mammalia; Eulipotyphla; Soricidae.